Helobdella robusta is the source of this 351-nucleotide messenger RNA. RefSeq lists its product as hypothetical. Bases 1 to 351 code for a protein of 116 amino acids. Lineage: Eukaryota; Metazoa; Annelida; Clitellata; Rhynchobdellida; Glossiphoniidae. The record is from RefSeq and is a predicted model, not a curated record. The transcript has 3 exons.
AUGGCGUCUUAUAAAUCAAGAUGGCGGAUGUCCAUUGACUUCCGGAACGGAACCAUCUGGGGUUCCACAAACCCCCUGAACUCGACGUCAUCACACGUCCAUCUCACUCGGCAACGGUACAUUCCUCAAUUCAAUAUUGUUAUUAUACUGAUCAAAGCAGGAGAACGUAAGAACAAUAAAAAACUGGAAAAGAAAAAAAAUGAAAACAUUAGUUACUGUGUGAACGUUUUACUGAAAUAUGAACUUUCAAAACAAGACACCCCCUAUCAUCUGGUUACUACAAAAAAAACUCCCCACCACCUAAUCAAGAUUGCGCAACAGUUCCAGCAUAAUUCAAUAGACGAAAAGUGA